Molecule: messenger RNA, 695 nt
Organism: Eruca vesicaria subsp. sativa (arugula)
Lineage: Eukaryota; Viridiplantae; Streptophyta; Magnoliopsida; Brassicales; Brassicaceae
Source: the annotation of a GenBank genome assembly
AUUUUUUUUCUCCGCUCGAAGAGAAGAAAAUCCUUCGCAAAUCGACCCAACGGUCCCAUCCUUCUUACGUCACAGUAAAUCGGUUGUUGAAUAAUGGCGACGUUUGAGCUAUACAGGAGAUCGACGAUAGGGAUGUGUUUGACUGAGACUUUGGAUGAGAUGGUUCAGAGUGGUACCUUGAGCCCUGAGCUAGCUAUCCAAGUUCUUGUUCAGUUUGAUAAGUCCAUGACUGAAGCUCUGGAGAGCCAAGUUAAGACCAAGGUGUCUAUCAAGGGGCAUCUGCACACUUACAGGUUCUGCGACAACGUCUGGACCUUUAUAUUACAGGACGCAAUGUUCAAGAUAGACGACCGUCAAGAGAAUGUGAGCCGGGUCAAGAUAGUGGCAUGUGACUCUAAGCUGCUCACACAGUGAGAUGUAAUAGAUUUUUUUUUGAGUUUUCCUUUUAACUUUGUAAACUCAGCACUUGCUAUAUGUUGAGCUCCAUUUGCAGCCAGCAAUUUAGCCGCCCCCUUAUAUGUACAUUAUCGGCCCAAAGACAUAUGGGACUCUGUUGCUAUGAGAAAGUUCUUUCACCAUCUCUCUAUCUGUAUUGCACUUCUCCAUGUCAACUAUUCCCUUUCUCUGUUACACUUAAGUGUUCAACUCAUCUCUUGCUUAUCAUCCAGUCAAUGUGAAAAGCUGUCUUCUUUUGA